Messenger RNA from Rana temporaria (common frog), 2151 nucleotides. It is a transcript of the gene GNG4, whose product is annotated as G protein subunit gamma 4. Gene Ontology annotation, molecular function: G-protein beta-subunit binding. Lineage: Eukaryota; Metazoa; Chordata; Amphibia; Anura; Ranidae. Gene Ontology annotation, biological process: G protein-coupled receptor signaling pathway. The transcript has 4 exons. The coding region runs from base 424 to 651 and encodes 75 amino acids. The record is from RefSeq and is a predicted model, not a curated record. Gene Ontology annotation, cellular component: heterotrimeric G-protein complex.
UAUGAUGCAUGGAAGUGAUGGAAGGGAUUUGUUCCUGUGCUGACAGGCUGCGAUGCUAUUUCUGUGAUGGGGUGAAGUGAGCGUGGGUGCGAACAGUGUGUUUCUAUAGUGAAUCAAUUAGAACAGCAGUCAAGCGCAGGAGCUGCCAUGAGCAAAUUCCUUUUGGCAUUUUCUUUCUAUUCCCUUCACCUUAUUUGUCUUGUAAGCCGCACAUCUUUCUAGGAGGCUCACUCUUGGGUGUCAUUGGUGAUCUGCCUGUCCACAAUGUUCCCUGCCGUUCAUUUUCCGUGGGUGGUAUGUCAGUGUUGAUAGAAGAGCCAGAAAGAAGGAUACAAGGAUUGCUUGAAAAGGAUUACUUCGCUCUGGAGUACAGCCAUCCAAGUCUGUAUUCUAUAAUACAGACACAAAGAACUGAGUCGUACAAUGAAGGACGUCGUGUCUAACAACAGCACAACUAGCAUCUCUCAAGCACGAAAUGCGGUAGAGCAACUCAAGAUGGAAGCUUGCAUGGACAGAAUAAAGAUAUCCAAAGCUGCAGCAGAUUUGAUGGCCUAUUGUGAUGCCCAUGUUAGAGAAGAUCCACUUAUACUUCCAGUGCCUGCCUCAGAAAACCCAUUUAGGGAGAAGAAAUUCUUUUGUACUAUUCUUUAAUGUGGUUUUGUGACACACACAUUAAGUAUAAUAUCAGUAAAAUGUGACUUUAAGUUAACCAAUAGAUUACACACAAACACAGUAUUCAACUAAAAAAAUAGCUUAUCAUGUAUUAUAUAACAUACUUUUACUUUUAGUAGUGCCCAUUCAUUGGAGUGGCAGGGAUAAAAGCACUACAGACAGUGUGUGAUGCAGUUACAAUGUUGUAGCACCCUGGUAACAUAAUUGUACUUACAAAUUGGCAUAACUGUAAAUCAGGGAAAAUGUUGAUCAAUUCACAGGACUAUAAAACAAAGCAGGUUUAAGAGCAAUCACAAGUGCAUAUAUAUUCUGUAAAGGCAUACUUAUUGGCUAAUACUGUACCGUAAGAAUGAUUUAUAUAGGCCACUGCCAGUGUUCAGUACAGUGAAAGUGUAAAUAACAAAAUUGAAUAUGCCAUACGCGAUGUAUGCAAAUUGCCAUUCAUGCGCCCCAAAGUUGCACAAUUUUUUCCCUGUGUGUCACUUACCUCAGUCAUAGGUGUGUUGUGUUUUAGUAGCAAUUAAAAUAAGUUAUAUCAUGCAAGACUACCAAGAGAAAUUAUGUGGUAUUCAGCUGCCCCAGUUUUAUUUCCAGUGUGAUAGAGCCCUCCCUGAUGUUUAAACUCCCACCAGUUUUAGUAGUGUAGAGUAAACCUCCGCUCCAAUGUGGGUGGCUUGUGUAGAGCGGACCUUAAGUCUGCAGAUUAGUGUAAAGUAUACUCCUUUAGUAGAACAGAUACUUACUUCGUAUUCUGAUGGCUUCAGUAGAGCAGACUCGCUAGUGUAGAUAAUAUUUGUAAAAUAGACAGCCCUUUUGACUCAGCAUGACCCCGUUAUUUUCAUGUUUGCUAGAAGGAAGCAUUUAUUGUGAGUGAUCAGCUUAAUGGUUCAUCAGUUCCCCUUGCUAGGACAUAAGAUCAUUUUGCUAUUGUUAGCACCGAUCACGGUACAAAAAGUACAGCAAAAUACUGUUGGAAUUUAUUGAACAUUAAAGCUGUCACAUUCGUUUUUCAUGAUUCCACCCCCUCUUCAAAAAAUUUUUUAAACAGAAAUCACUUUGCAGUAUAUAAAGAAAACUUGUGUUUAUACUCUAUUGAUUGAUUUAACAAAUCCUGGUUCGUGUUGGAUAGCACAUAGUUCCAUUAUCAGUGUUGUUACAAUUUGACGUACAGAUGUUACUAGCACUUGAACUUACAUAUACUUUUGCCGUAAAAAGAAUAUGAAAAGGGAAAUUUUGAUUUAAAAAAACAACAACAUAUUAAACCAACACAUGGGUAGCACCAGAGCUUGCUAAAAUAAAAAAAAAUAAAACAAAGUUUGAUGGCUAAACAAAUCGUAGUGGGGCAAAGUUGUAUUUAUAAAAUGCUUUCUUCUUUGUGAAUGUGAAAAACUGUUUUGCUACUUAUUUAUAAAAGCAUAAGGGAAAUUUUUGUAAUAUUUUGUAGCUGUGAUAAAAAAUAAAUUGCAUUGGUGUUAAGGA